GGUAAAUCUCACACAGGUUACAUGGUUCAAUUGCGGCCCCAUAGAUAUGGUGGACGAGGGUAAUAUUUUCAUGCUCACCUGGAAUCAGGACUCCGUCGCCACGGCCUUGCAGAACGCGAAUACUACCCAAAUAUAUGCCGAUCUCGAUAUGAGAAUGUGUAACCGUACUAGUGCAGGCUCGCUUUGUACUUACAAAAUAGUAAUUGCGUAUCCAAUACGUGAGGCAGUUGCGCAGUGCAGGACGGUGUUCUCCAAAAUAUCCACCUCAACCACGGUUCAGCUCGUUACCAACAUCAUUGCACACCAAAACCAGUCGCCAUCGUCUUCUUUGCCAGUUUCUGACCCAGUCUCAGGGAUCCAAACCGCCUCGCGACGCCGUGAAACCACAUUACUUUCACUCCUAGCAGCUGCGACUUGCAGGCAUACAUCUGAAAGAUCGUCCACGUUCAUCAGCACCGCCGCUCACUUCGACCGCUCUUCGACCGUCGCAUUGCGAUACGCAGCUCAUAGCGCAAACAUGGGCUGGAUAACGCGUUUUGGCAAUUGGCAAGGGGAUAGGGCCACACCGAAGAAGAAUCCCAUACAAUCCAAACACAUCACCACCGGUCUCCUCUGCAUAUUUUCCGUAUGCGCAUGCAUCGCCUUCUUCCCGCUCAUCAUCAUAUUUGUACCAAAGCCGCAGCUCACAGAAUACAUGCCGAAGGGCAUCAUGUGCGCGACUUGCAAGGAGAUGUGGUACCAUAAUCGCGAUUUGUUCAAUCGAAAGGAUAUGCUGUGCUACGGUCCGCCAACACAUGAUCGUUCAACUAGCAAGGAAGAGGAAGUCAUGUACAGCGAGGAGAAGAGGUGUUGGGCAUUGAAGAAGGGUCAUGAUAAGUGGAUGCGUCCACUCCAUGUCUCGGAUGAAGAGACAAAAAAUUGGGGCAAACAAGCACAAGUAGUCGCCGUGAGAGGUGGACCAUGGCCUUGA
This is a messenger RNA of Didymella exigua CBS 183.55, 970 nucleotides long. RefSeq lists its product as uncharacterized. The transcript has 5 exons. The record is from RefSeq and is a predicted model, not a curated record. NCBI's taxonomy places the organism in Eukaryota, Fungi, Ascomycota, Dothideomycetes, Pleosporales, Didymellaceae. The coding region runs from base 47 to 970 and encodes 307 amino acids.